AUGGCCUCCACGGCCGCAGACUCGCGUGCGGGGCCCGAAGAGGGUCAAGCUCCGGCUACGGGGUCGUCUGCGCCCUCGGAGCCCUCGGAUCCACGCGCGGGUCCUGCAGCUCCCACGGAGGGCGCCGUGGAGGGCUCCCGGCCGGCACCGGCGCCCGAGGCUAGCGGCCAGGCUGGGCGCCCAAAGACAGGUGCACGGACGAGGUCGGGCUCCCGAGGAAGGAAGCGCAGGAAGCGGAGCCCUGUGAAAGACAAGCCAGGCCGACGGCGCCGGGAGCGGGAGCGCGAGCGCGAGCAGCGGAAGGGCCGCGUGCUGGGCUCCGAAGGGCCGGCGCGUGCAGCCGACCAGAUCCUGGUGACGGCGCCGAUCUGCCGCGAGUCCCGAGCAAGGUAUAUGUUCGGAAACUACGACCAGUACUACAAGCAGCGAUUUGACCGCUAUGCCACGGUCGACCCCAGAGUCCAGGGUGUGCUGCUGAAAGCUGGCAACAUCUUCGCUAACAAGGUGGUGCUGGACAUCGGUUGCAACACAGGCUUCAUCACCUUCUUGGUGGCAGCGAUGGGUGCCCGGCAAGUGGAAGGCGUGGACAUCGACGUCACCUGCAUUUCUCGUGCCCUGAGGUACCUUCGCUGGCUCAAGCAGAAGGGCUACAAGACCUUGCCAGAAGAAGAGCAGAUGCACGAUGCGACAGAGGGAAGCACGGCGGAGGCCCCGGCAGAAGCCGCACAGGCCGAGGCCGCGGCCGACGCCACAGCCGAGGCAGAGGCCAAGGCAAAGGCUCCUUCGUGGUACACGAAGCAGUAUCCUGUCAGCUAUGUCCAGAGCCGCGGGCACAUCCCGUACCACGCGAAGCCGCUGGAAGCAGGAGCCUUGCAGAAGGCCCUUUCCAGCGCCAAGGUCUUGGAGAAGGCCGUGCCGGCGAACCCCCCGGCGGCUCCAAGGCCGGGCUUCCCUUACAACAUCGAGUUUCGCUCCGAGAACGUCCUCUACACGCAGGUCGAGGGAAACCGAAACGUGCAAUAUGAUGUAGUUCUGCUCUUCAGACUGACGAAGUGGAUUCACAUCAACUGGGGCGACCUUGGCAUCAAGCGCCUCUUCACCCGCUGCAACGAGUGGCUUCGACUCGGAGGCCUGCUUGUGCUGGAGGUGAAGCAUCUCGCAGGGCAGCCGUAUGCCAAGGAGCAUUGGGAGCGUCUGUCCCCGUAG
This is a messenger RNA of Symbiodinium sp. CCMP2592, 1206 nucleotides long. NCBI's taxonomy places the organism in Eukaryota, Dinophyceae, Suessiales, Symbiodiniaceae. The record is from the annotation of a GenBank genome assembly.